UUGUAAUCAAAUUCGUCACAAAAACUCUGUACUCUCUGUCUACGUAUUCUCUCUCCUAUCCAUCUCCUUGUUUCAUUUCCAGAAAAUAUUUUUUUUCAAUAACAUUUUAUCAAUUGAUGUAAGAGAAUAAAUAUAGUUCUUCCUUUCAAAUAAAUAAAUAAAUAUGGAGAUUACCCAAUUCUGAAAACUGUUCUUUUGCCAUUGAUCUUUGGCAUCAUCAAGAUUGAGUCUUUGAUUCAUCUGAGUUGUGAUUUCUUAAACAAUAACUUCCUUUUUUAGUGUAUUUUGGCGAUUGAUUUAAUGGCUGCUGGCGCGGAGGUGUCUGGUGAGGCAGCAGUGGUUAAGGCUACUGCUACAGACAAUUAUGCCGAUUCCGGCAAAAUUUCCGAUGCCGGGUCUGAUCUCAGCACUAAUGCGAAAUCAGAAUCCAUGUUGGACGGUGAUAAGGGGUCCGAUUCUGAUCCGAAUUCGAUCCUGAACUCGAAAUCAGAGUAUCAAAUGCAGGAUCUUGUUGAUAUGUUGAAGACUUUGAAGUUGAAUCCAUUGGCGAAGGAGUUCUUUCCUUCUUCCUAUCAUCGUGAUCAAAUUGGAGCCAAUAAUUUCGUGGGAGCUCAUAAGGGUUUGGGGGGGCCUGACAGUGUCCGGAAUUAUCGAAAGAGAGGAAACAACUACAACCAGGGUAGAAGGAGAACAAGCAAUAGGCUUUUCAGAGCUCAAAGAGAAGAUACUGUCAGGAGAACAGUCUAUGUUUCUGACAUUGAUCAAAAUAUCACUGAAGAGAGUCUUGCUGCCUUAUUUAGUGCCUAUGGACAAGUUGUUGAUUGCCGUGUUUGUGGUGAUCCUCACUCCCGUCUUCGCUUUGCUUUUGUGGAGUUUGCUGAUGAAUACUCUGCUAGAGCAGCUCUUUGCCUCUCUGGCACAAUAUUAGGUUUCUCUCAACUGAAGGUCCUGCCUUCAAAAACUGCCAUCCUGCCUGUGAAUCCUACAUUCCUUCCCAGGUCAGAGGAUGAACGUGAGAUGUGUUCUAGGACAGUUUACUGCACAAAUAUUGAUAAAAAGGUUUCCCAAACUGAUGUUAAAGAAUUCUUUGAAACAAGAUGUGGCGAGGUUUCCCGCCUGAGGCUUUUGGGGGAUCAAGUUCACUCAACCCGAAUUGCUUUUGUUGAAUUUGUUGUGGCUGAGAGCGCAAUUUUGGCGCUGGACUGUUCUGGUGAAAUGUUGGGGUCUCAACACAUCAGGGUGAGUCCUUCAAAGACGCCGGUGAGGCCACAAGUCUCGCGCACUGAUAAGCAUUAGCCAUCCUCCGGUACAGUGACGCCCAAGCUAAGGCCUCGAAGCCUUGAUGGAAGCCGACGACAUAAGUUGCUGGAGACUGAAGGGAUGGUGAAACAAAGUAGUCUUGGUUUCAGUAUAUUUCCAUCCAUGUUGUUUUAAUGUUUUGUUUUUUCCCUGGCAAGAGAAAUUAUUUAUUCUGUUGAAACCUGAGUGUUGACCUUUGAGAAAACAAUUUAAAUGUGGAAAUGUUGACUUAGAAGUUGCGUUAA
This is a messenger RNA of Ipomoea triloba (trilobed morning glory), 1544 nucleotides long. RefSeq names its product polyadenylate-binding protein-interacting protein 8-like. The record is from RefSeq and is a predicted model, not a curated record. Bases 301 to 1296 code for a protein of 331 amino acids. Gene Ontology annotation, molecular function: RNA binding. Lineage: Eukaryota; Viridiplantae; Streptophyta; Magnoliopsida; Solanales; Convolvulaceae. The transcript has 10 exons.